This is a messenger RNA of Helicoverpa armigera (cotton bollworm), 610 nucleotides long. RefSeq names its product peritrophin-48-like. Lineage: Eukaryota; Metazoa; Arthropoda; Insecta; Lepidoptera; Noctuidae. Gene Ontology annotation, molecular function: chitin binding. The coding region runs from base 74 to 610 and encodes 178 amino acids. The record is from RefSeq and is a predicted model, not a curated record. The transcript is spliced from 4 exons. Gene Ontology annotation, cellular component: extracellular region.
AUAAUAAGAUUGUAAAGGUUUAUUGUCGUUUCUGCAUUGUUAGGAGACCAGCAAACCGAUUGGCACAUAUCAAAUGGAUUCCCACCUAAUAUUCCUGCUGUUAUAUUCAGUGUGUGUCUUCGGGAAUCCAUGUUUGAACCGUCAGAAAAGUGCCUUUCCACACGAAACUGAUUGUGACAAGUACACAUAUUGCAAGCGAGGUGUACCAACUGUGGGACAGUGUCCACAAGGACAGGUCUUCGAUGUCGUGGAAAACAAAUGCCUACCAAAAAACGUAGGAAAAUGUGACCCCAAACUCCUAGGAAAUUCUCCUACGCCUAACAACAUCAAAAAGCGGGCUGCUGAGGAAACAUCACAAAUUGACAUCCGUCGACGUAAACUAGCGUUACCGGAAUGUCAUGAAAAGAGUACAUGGAUUGAGGGUGACCCGGAAAAUUGUAGGCUUUUCUACCUGUGUGUUAUUGGUGAAAUUAGCCGAGUGGAUUGCCCUUAUGAUUUUGUGUUUGAUCCUUCGAAAAAGUUUUGCGUGCCCCCAACACACUACAAUUGUAUUACCAGUACAACAACAACGAGUACAAGUACAACAACUCCUAAAACAACACGUAAGUAA